AUGGAAGGGUCAAAGGAUGUGCAGGACAAGUCUAUCGCAACCUUCGAAUUUUCCAGUUCGUUUUUUCGUCCCCACUCUGGACAAGAAGAAGGAUCUGGGGUUCGAACCCUUGUGUAUAUCGUUCAUACCUCUGUUUCUUUCCUUUUUCCUUGUGUCCAUUGCCUCGAGCUGCCGCAACCUGCGCAGCUCUCCGCCACGACGUCUUCCACAAAGCGUCGCAAAGUUUCCCCGGAGCCUCUCAGUAGCCCAGGAGAGGCACGACGUCACGGCCGAUCCCAGCCGUCUACAUCUAACCCGCCACGACAGAGUUCUCGCUCAAACUCCCGGAGCCAAAGCUCAUCCUUGUCACCCCGUCGUUACGUCCCUGCUCAUCUUCAAACCCACACUCGCAGUCCCCGGUCCCAGUCUGGUGGCCGUUCGCCUACCCCCGCGACCGCCACCGCCGACCUUACCCUCUCCUCCGACCACUCCGAUAUGCAAUCCGAGCCCCGUGACGCCAUCACCCCAAAUGGCGAUGGCCGCGAGCCCUCUCCCGGCGAGAAGCGCCCUGCCUCGGAGAUUGAAGACUCCGACCUCGAAGGCGGCGUGAGCACAGUCGGCAAGGGCGCCUCGAACCCGAUCGAUGACCAGGUGGCGCAGGUAUCUGAGCUGAUCGCGAAGCCGCUGAAGGACGGUCAAAAGGGCUAUGUGAUCUCCUACUCUUGGUUGCAAAAGGUCUUUGCUCGGAGUUCCACCCAUGCCGACAAGGCGAGCAAGGAAGCCCUGGACAGCGAGCUGGGGCCGCUCGACAACACCGACAUCGUCCUCGAUAUCGGCCCCAAGGACGACUUGAAGGAUGAAGAAGGAGAGGUAUAUGUUCCGAUGCGACCGGGUUUACAAUUCGGUGAAGAUUACGAAAUUGCCCCGCAGGAGGCCUGGGAUCUUAUCAUGAAGUGGUACGGCAUCGCUGAUGCAUCGCCCGUCAUCACUCGGUUUGCUCAUGAAACAAAUCCCGAUGGCCCAUCAAACGUCAUUUAUGAACUCAAUCCGCCCAUCCUUACCAUCUUCAAAGUGUCCAACCCGGCUGCGGGCAUGACCCCCAAGGUCUUGAAGGAGAAGAAUCUCCCCCCAGCCAAAGUGCUGACAGGCCGCCAGACAAACUUCAUGAAAUGGUUGAAGCAGGCGAAGCAGCUGGCCGGGAUUGACAUGGCGACCAAAGUCCGUGUGUGGAAAAUUGCUGGUGGUAUCCCCAGCGCCAAUGCAUCGACUGCCAACACCCCGGCGCCCUCUCGCACUGCGUCGCCCGCACCGCCCGCAGGUCUCAUUACUCCCACACACAAGAACCUCAUCGUCGACCUGAACACUUUCCUCUCUCUACCCGACUCGAAACGGGAGUUAUUGGAACUCAAGGAUCAAACCAACAAUCCCAACUACAACGGCCGUAGCAUGACAGUAACCGUCGCUGGCCUGGGCACGACCGAAACUGUUGUACUUGAGGAGGGGGUUGGCAAGGAUGAAUGGGUAUCAGAAGUCUCUGCAAAGACUCUGAAGCGCCUCGGAAUCCCCACUGACCAGCCGAAGAGAGAAGUGGCCUCGCCUGCUGUUUUGUCUAUCAAAAGUCCCGCGCCCAGUGGCCGAUCCACUCCAGUUCAAGACUUGCCCCAUGGCAAAAAGCCCAAAGGUCACCAGUUGGGUCGCACUGGUCUCAGCAAUUUGGGCAACACCUGCUACCUGAAUGCUGCCACACAAUGUAUGCGCGCAGUGGAAGAACUGAGCAUCUACUUCCUGAAAAGCGGGCAUCUGUCUGAAUUGAAUACCACCAAUCCCCUGGGAUACAAUGGCGACCUUGCUAGAGCAUAUGCACACCUGAUCACUCAGAUGUACCGUGAACCUGCCUCCAGCAAUUUUUCACCUACCCGCUUUCGCAACCAGGUCGGUCGCAAUAACCCGAUGAUGGCUGGAUGGGAACAGCACGACAGCCAAGAGUUUCUUAUGUUUGCUUUGGAUGGGCUUUCUGAGGAUCUUAAUAGAGUCCUGAAGAAGCCUUACAUCGAGAAGCCGGAUUCCACGGAUGAGAUGGUUCACAACCGCAAGGCGUUAGAGGAAUUCGCGAAAGAGUCUUGGAAUAUCUACAAGGCUCGGAAUGACUCUGUGAUCACGGAUUUGUUUGCAGGCAUGUACAAAUCUACUCUGGUUUGCCCCGAAUGUGAUAAAGUUAGCAUCAUGUUCGACCCAUUCAGCAGUUUCACGCUACCUAUACCCGAUCAGCGAAACAUCAUUUGCCGCGAUGUCAUCUUCCUGCCUGUCGACUCUGCUCCAGUGCGGUUCACUGUUGAAGUUGAUAACGCUGGUACUGUUAAGAAUUUCAAUGACGCGGUCGCCAAAAAAACAGAGAUCCCGUCUGAAAGAUUGAUCGGUGCUGAACUGAACAAUGGCGGUUUCUGGCAGGUUUUCAACAAAGAGCUCCUGUCCUAUCAUGACCUUCGCCUGAAGGCCGAUGAUGCAGUGACUUUCAUGGAGUUGGACACUCCUGCUUCGGAAGAUCGUAUCCUCGUGCCCGUGUUCCACCGCAAGAACCAGCCAAUCAAGGGCAACAAGAACCGUCUCCGGCAUGAGCAGUUUGGAUGCCCCACUAUCCUUUCAUUCUCCAGAGAUGAAGCUCGAGACUUGGCCACAAUUUACCGUAAAAUCAUGCGCCAUGUAUCCACUAUGACCACCCGCGAUAUCCUGAACGAGCAAAGCCCAACCCGCCAGCUGCCGCAACCGUCUGAGGAUGAACAGGGCGCUGAGGAUUCGGAUACUGUGGUGAUGAACGAAGAUGACGCCGAGUCUGUGGAUUCGAAGAUCAAAACAUCGUCCGUUGAGGGAGACGACAGCAUUGUGGAUGUGUCGAUGCAGGAUGCCUCGCCGGCAUCCAGUGCCUCCACCGAGAACACAGAAUUCACUGACGAAACCCCUGUUCACUCUCUCGCCUCUUCCCUUUCGGAGCGCCUUCUGGGUCUUUUCGAUGUCAAGUAUAUGACGACCGAUGAGCCCAUCCCUCGGGGCCGUUCGAUGGACUCUUACAAAGAUUACCCAUUGAUCACUUCCCGUGUCACAUCCGAAUCUUCAGAGCAGAAUUCCGAGAGUAGCUUCAAUGGCUUUGAUGACGACAACAGCGACAAUCGCAGCGUGUCCGACAAAUCCGAAAACUCGGCCACUGGGCUGCAGGACGAGCCGCUUAUCCGUUCGGGUGAGGCUAUCAUCCUCGACUGGACAGAUUCAGCUCGUCACGCUCUGUUUGGCGGUGCCAGCAACAAGCGGAACUCCAAGCAGGGAAAACCCACAUUCAACGAACCCAAGUUCAUUCACGAUCCCCAAAUUACCCAACGCCGCGCCAGGCGUGAGGCCAAACGCCAGGAGGGAAUUCAGCUGGAGGAGUGUCUGAAAGAGUUCAGCAAGGAGGAGGUUCUCUCUCAGAAUGAUGCCUGGUACUGUCCUCGCUGCAAGGAGCACCGACAAGCCAGCAAGAAGUUCGAGCUGUGGUAUGCUCCUGACAUUCUUGUUAUCCAUCUUAAGCGCUUUAUGCAGCUCGGGUCUGCCAACCGGACUUCUCGAUCGAAGCUCAGCACCUUGGUCCAUUUCCCUCUUGAGAACUUGGACUUGUCGAAGCAUGUGACUGGGCCCACUGAUGGAAAGACAUUUGAGUAUGAUCUUUUCGCCGUUGACUGCCAUUCUGGCACCAUGUCCGGUGGACACUACUUCGCUUAUGCCAAGAACUGGGUCACUGGUGACUGGGUUUCUUUUAAUGAUUCUUCUGCUACUGUCAUAUCCGAUCCUAAUGACACUGUCGUCUGCCCCGCAGCUUACCUGUUGUUCUACCGUCGCAAGUCUGCCGGUCCCUUGGGUGGCCCUGAGCUUCAGAGAAUGGUGAACGAGUACCGCAAUGGUACCGCGAAGCCCGCUGUUGAGGUCGAGAUGCAGGAACCACCACAGCAGGAGUCUGAGCCGGAAUCAGCCGAGGAAACUGAGGCCAAUCCAAUGGGUAACAUCUCCAGCCAGCCUUCCUGGUCAUUUAACCGACCCGACGACUCUGCGGAUGCUGACCAAGAAGAUCUGUUCGGAGACAAUGACAGCAAUGUCGCCGUCGAGGAUGGCGACUCCGAGCCCGAAGAUCGUCUGCAGGAACUCGACAAUGAAGGUUCCACCUUUGAAGAUGUCCCCACCCUCCUUGAUGAUGGCUCUGACGACGAGCUGCCUGUUGUUGAGCUCCGUGUUGGGGAGGACGAGAAGUAA
This is a messenger RNA of Penicillium longicatenatum, 4254 nucleotides long. Its product is annotated as putative ubiquitin-specific protease UBP12. Gene Ontology annotation, molecular function: cysteine-type deubiquitinase activity. The record is from RefSeq and is a predicted model, not a curated record. The coding region runs from base 1 to 4254 and encodes 1417 amino acids. The transcript has 3 exons. Gene Ontology annotation, biological process: protein deubiquitination. Lineage: Eukaryota; Fungi; Ascomycota; Eurotiomycetes; Eurotiales; Aspergillaceae.